This is a messenger RNA of Trifolium pratense (red clover), 1276 nucleotides long. RefSeq names its product zinc finger protein 4-like. NCBI's taxonomy places the organism in Eukaryota, Viridiplantae, Streptophyta, Magnoliopsida, Fabales, Fabaceae. The record is from RefSeq and is a predicted model, not a curated record. The transcript has a single exon. The coding region runs from base 486 to 1073 and encodes 195 amino acids.
AUCAUAUCUAUAAUCUAUCCUACUCAAAAAAGUAUAUAGCAGGUAUAUAUUUGUGAAUUGAGGUAAGAAGCAUAUAUGGCAGGCAGUUCAAAUAAAUUAUGAUUCGAUUUUGACAGUGGAUAAAAAGAUAUAUAGUAUUGUCAACUAUAUAGCCAAGAAAGGUUAGGAGUUAGUAAGGAGAAAAGAGGAAAAUGUGAAAAAGAUUAUAGUGGGGAAUCAUAAGCUUGAAAGGAGAGUAACAGUGAAGAUGACAUAAGCAUUGUUCCCUACAGUCUAUAACAGAACCAAGCAUCACUAGGUGGGGUUACUGAUUGGGAUGAAAUAAAAUAAAGAUCCUAUCUAACUUCCAUUACACUUUGGUACACUUGUUAGUUUUUUCUUCUUUUGAAUCAACCUUAAAAAGGAUUCUAAUAAGCCUUUUCUUAUCUACUCUACUCAACUUCCCUUGAACACCAGAACAAACUCAUCUGAGAGUUUAGGAAGAAAUGAUGAUCAAUGAAGAUCAAACAAGUCUUACAACAACAGCCAAGGAACAACCAGGUGAAGCGAUGGACAGAAAUACGAACGGCGAUGAUGGAAGCGGAGAUGACAGUCCCAAAGAGUGGUUAAACCUGAGCUUAGGAGGCACUUCAGUCUUAACAGCUGAAGAACCUGAUUCACAAUCAAGACCAGCCAAAGUUUUCUCCUGCAACUUUUGCAUGAGAAAGUUCUUUAGUUCACAAGCAUUAGGAGGUCAUCAGAACGCUCACAAAAGGGAAAGAGGUGCAGCAAGAAGAUAUCAAUCUCAGAGUCAGAGGACAAUGGCACUAAUGGGUUUGUCCAUGAACAAUAUUCCAAUGUUUCGAUCACUUGGUGUCCAGCCUCAUUCACUAGUGCACAAGCCAUGCAGAGGUGGAACUAUGGUGGCUCCGAGCUUUCAAGAAGCAUAUGCGGCAGGACUCGGAAUGGCAUGUACCUCUUUCACAUCUGAGGAUCAUACUAUUCCGGUUUGGCCAGGAAGCUUUCGUAUGGUUCCACAGCAGCCCCAGCCACCACAAGAGUUACUCAAGCUUGAUUUAGACCUCAGACUCUGAUAGUUUUAUCCGCCUUUUCAGCUUGAACAGUUUUCUAAUUGAUAUAAGCAGGAAACUUACUCAGGUAGGAGACCCUUGACCUGGAAGUGUCAAAUAACUCAGCAAUGGUAUUGCAUAGUUAUGAUAGGAGAUUUAGUUAUUUAUAAUUUCCACUGUUUGUACAUGAGUACAUGUUAAGCACCAUAAAAAUUAUAUUAUAACAC